CUCAAAUCGAAACGAAUCACACAGGCAUGCGACUUCUGUCAUCGCCGGGGUCUAAAAUGCAAAUCCGUGGAUGAAAAUGUGCAGUUGAGCCUGUCUCAACCCUCCUGCUUGACGUGCUUGGAAUAUGGCCAGGAAUGUACGCGAAAAAGGCAGCCGAAGAAGCGGGGAACGAAACCGCGAGGGGAAAAGGCAUCAAUCUCAAGCACAAGGGAGACGGGUAUGACUACUACUCUGACGCCAUUGUCUUUGGGUACCGGGGAUUCAGUACUGGCUACGGUUGGUGGGAGGGAGCCGGCGCUCGCUCAUAGGCGCGUAAUUACGCUGUUGCUGGAUGUUUACCUGGAUAGUAUACACCCAAAGUUUCCUCUAUUUUGUGAGCGGGAACUCUGGGUGGGCUGGCGCGAGGGCUCAUUCCCACAAGAUGACUCCGACUUCAUGAGUUUGAUGUGUCUGUGUGCCUUGAGCGCCCAGCAUGUCGGAGACGGGGCACUGUUCAACGACAAUGUCGACGCACCGGAAAGGACGAAUUUACGUGAGGCAUAUAUCGCAGAAGCGACUCGAUUAGUACCGAUCGACUUUGACAAAUCAGAUCUGAACCUCGUACGGUCGUUUACGUUCCUCGCUUUACUCGGUGCACAAACAGGGAACAAUGCUACGCUGCACAAAUACCUUGGACUGUGUCAUGGUAUAUCUGCACACCUUAGUCUACAGGAUGAAUCACGGUGGCCAGCGAUGCUAAGUCCAUGUGAGGUGGAGGUCCGCCGGCGCUUGUGGUGGUCGAUCUAUCGGCUCGAGGUUCACACAGCGUGCGUUCUCGGUAACAUCGUUCGCACAUCUGAGACUCGGUGUGCCGUUGGAUACCCGGCUGGAGCACAUCAUCCGGCGUUCAUACCCGGUCGCAAUGGGCAGUUCGAAGACUGGUUCGAUGGCUGGAACAUGACGACUGAUUUGUAUCGAGUUCUCGAGCACGCCGUCUCAGACCUACGGGCGAAGCAUAGCCCUGCUCACUCUAUCCUGGGGCGCAUGGGAGGUUCGGACCCUACCGCACUGAUGACCCGACUCUCAGAAAUACAAGAGCGCUUGCUACCCCAAUUCGUCACCCCUGCUUCGAGAUCAGAAGAUAGUGGACGAAAUCGAUGCGGGUUUCAGGCACCAAGUAUUAUCUGCACUAUUCACCUUGCCAGACUUCUAUCACGCAUGUCCAGUAAUGGCGACCCGCUGCUUGCAUGUCAAGUAGCGACUGAUCUUAUAGCCAGCAUAAUGGCCAUUCCACUUGAGUACAUACGUGCUGCAGGAUCUCCCCUAAUCCAACAGCUGGCUGGAGUGGGCCAUAUCCUCGUUGGGACAGCAAAGAAGCAUCAGUUGCUUCAAGAGCACUACGCCCAGGUCAAACAGGUCAUACAUUCCAUCACAAGUCUACUUGAUCUCCUAGCGACACCGAACACGAUUGCCAGCAGCACCCGAGACCGACUGGUCAACUUGGUCUCGGAACUUGAAGACGUGUAUGCCACCACGACUGCGAAUGCCAAAGUGAACACAGUCGACGAAGGCCACAUCUUGCACUGGCUACAGGAUGUGGAGGAACCGACGCUUGGGCAGGCUGCCUUUCCCAACGAGCUGCUUACAGACUUUACGUGGCUAUAUCCGGCGUAUCCAUGA
Molecule: messenger RNA, 1659 nt
Organism: Aspergillus calidoustus
Lineage: Eukaryota; Fungi; Ascomycota; Eurotiomycetes; Eurotiales; Aspergillaceae
Source: the annotation of a GenBank genome assembly